This is a messenger RNA of Labrus bergylta (ballan wrasse), 3196 nucleotides long. RefSeq names its product WSC domain containing 1b (gene wscd1b). NCBI's taxonomy places the organism in Eukaryota, Metazoa, Chordata, Actinopteri, Labriformes, Labridae. The record is from RefSeq and is a predicted model, not a curated record. Gene Ontology annotation, molecular function: sulfotransferase activity.
GACGAUUCUCCUGUGCAGAGAGCAUGUUGAUUAAAAGGCACUGUGUGUGUGUGUGUGUGUAUGAUGAUCGGUGAGACGGUAUAAACUGCUCCCUCUGAGAUGCAGAGCGAGCUGCGGACUGCUGGACAGCACACAGUGGAGGAGCUGUGACGUGUUCAGAUCACCAAUGCAAAUAAGACUGACUGCCCCUCCUCCCCUACCCUCCUCAUUCACCUCCUCUCCCUCCCUCUCUCUCCCUCUCUCUCUCUCUCUCUCUGAGCGACACACACUCACACUGAUACUGUCUGUGCUUUCUAUCGCCGUGCCAGCCUUCCAGAGAGCACAGACAGGCUGAAAGAAACACUCACAGAGAGGCAGCUUAUAUAACAGCAGCUCUGGGGAAAUGCCGGAGCCUCAGCCGAGCAGAGGAGACCUUCACUGGACGGUCAGAGCCGGAGAAAACAGCGAUGAGAACGGCGUGACGCGGAUCGCACGGUGCAGAGAUGAAGCUUUUCCCUGAGGAUCAUCCUGGAUUCAGUGACCACAGCCUCGGAUAUUAAACCCUCUCCAGGGGUGACACAUCCAUUGUUCCUCUGCUGCUGUUGGACUCUGUGCUGAUGAAGAACCGAGACACAAUGUCUACAGCGCUGCCAGAUGCUGCAGGUCUUUCCCAGAUUAUGAAGUUGUAAGUAGGUUACAGAUCUCCUCCUUCCUGAUCCAUGAGAUGGCUCUCCUCCUCUGAGGUGAGAGACAGGAAGCAGGAUGGCGGCGCCCCUCUGCAGACUGCACUGUCUGCUGAAGCGAGCUCACAUGCUGCUGCUCUGCCUGGGCAUCGCCUACCUGAUGGCGGGCAGCGUCCUGCUCCUGCAACGCUCCAGCGUCAGAGUCGCACAGCAGACCCUCGCCAGCCUGCCGCCGCUGCUGUCCCUGGCAGCUCCUCCGACCGCCCUCAGGACUGUCGGUCUGGGCAUGAGAGCACGCUCCAGAUGGGCCGUUCAGCCCGUGCCUGCAGGGGGAGCCAAGGCAGGGAGACACUGGCCCUCCUCCCAGAGCCUUGGGGUCCAACACUUGCAUCGCCGCUGGUUUCACAAUCUGCUGCCAGACAGUCCAGAGCAGAGAGUCUCUCUCCGCAGGAACAGCCGACAAAAAGGAACCUACAUGGGCUGCUUCCUGCACAACGCCACCGAUCGAGCCCUGGGAGGAACGAUGCUUUAUGACCUGCGCAAAAUGACCAGCUCUCUGUGUCAGGACACCUGCUCAGAAAGUGGGUACCAGUUUGCAGGUCUGGAGUAUGGAGCUGAAUGCCACUGUGGGAACCGGAUCAGCAGCCCUCAGGCUCCCGAGGAGGAUUGUAGUCUGGUGUGUCGGGGGGAGAGGGGGUCUCCCUGUGGCGGUGUGGGCCGACUCUCGGUUUAUAAAGUGGAGGAGCAGCUGCCCGGGCACAGAAAGUUCAGAAAUGUUCACUAUCGAGGUUGCUUCAAGCUGCCGAAGAACACCCUCACCACCUUCCCCAUCUACUCGUCUCAGCCCAACCUGACCAUCCAGGCCUGCAUCGAGACCUGCACAGACAAGGAGCUCCCGCUGGCUGUGUUCAUGAAGCCCCGCUGCUUCUGUACGUGGACGUCGUCUCUGUUCAGCCUCAGCCAGCAGUCUGACAGCCAGCAGUGUGCAGGAAACACUGCUGUGAACUACACCAGCGUCUCCACACCAGCAGCCCCCACUGAGCACGACUACUACCAGGUGUACCACACACCUGUGCUGGACUCCAGGUGCAAAGAGCGGAUGUUUCUCCCUCAGCGGUCCAGCUCCCUCGUGGCUCUGUCUAGUUUUCCUGGUGCAGGGAACACCUGGGUACGGCACCUGAUCGAGCUCGUGACCGGCUACUACACUGGCAGCUUCUACUUCGAUGGCACGCUGUACAACAGAGGUUUCAAAGGAGAAAAGGAUUACUGGAAGAGCGGCCGCAGCAUCUGUGUGAAGACUCACGAGAGCGGUCAGAAGGAGAUCGAGAUGUUUGAUUCCGCCAUCCUGCUGAUACGUAACCCGUACCGCUCCCUCAUGGCCGAAUUCAACCGCAAGUGCGCCGGACAUUUAGGACACGCCACCGACUCGCAGUGGAGGAGCAAAGAGUGGCCAGAGUUUGUCUCAAGUUACGCCCCCUGGUGGGCGUCUCACGCUCUCAGCUGGUUGAAGUUCGGACGGCGCCUGCUGGUGGUUCACUACGAGGAGCUGCAGCGGGCUCUCCUCCCUCAGCUCCGCGUCAUCACAGACUUUUUGAACAUCUCCAUGACCGAGGAGAGGCUGCUGUGCGCUCAGACCAACCAGGACGGACAUUUUAAACGCUCGGGGCCCCAGAGGCCCUCGUUUGACCCCUUCACUCCAGACAUGAGGGACCUGAUCGACCCAUUCAUCCGCUCUGUCGACCAGGCGCUGCAGAGCAGGAACUUUAGCAGACUCCCACAGGAAUACUUACCCAGAUGAUGAUGAUUUGAAUGGGUCGAAGACAUUUUAAUGACUGUACCUGCAGAGAGAGGUUCUUCAUGGGGAACCUGUACACUGUCUGAUGUUGGGGGACCACCUGACUCUUUGAUAACACACUAACACACACACACACACACACUAUGAACUGUGCAGUCAUGGACACACACUGGAGGUCGCAGGAGAAGACAUAAGGUUUCAAAGUGAAUCUUCUGGUGAACAGUGUGAAGACCUCAGACAGGGUCCGCCUCUCUGAGAGCUGUAAACAUGUCAGAGGCUCAGAAAGGAUUUGACGUGAUUUGUCGGCCUGCAGUCGGAUUAUCCAGCAAAGUGCCGACUGCACAAAAUAUAAGUGUGUUAAUCCGCGCUGGACUCAAUCUGGAUGAAGAGGGGUUUUCUUACGCUCUUUUCUCUUUUCACUUUAGGACAGUUAAUGUGUUUUUAAACAUACAGUAUACCCAUGAUAAUAAAAAAGGGAAACUUCAUACUAACAACGAUGACAACCGCUGCAUCAGCUUUACCCGGAUUAAAUUGAAUUAGUGGGAAUCUGCUGGAUGCGACAGGUUUGCAAUCAUGCUGGAUUAAAGACUCAGAGCUGCCACAUGAGGCUGAAGAAGUCUCCAUGAUUAAAGUUCAUGAACUCAAAAAAUAUGAUUUCUUCCUUCUGCUCUGAAAUGUCAAAGAACAGCUGUUUCUCUGAGUGCUUUAUUUCAUUAAAUCCAUUCAGUUGUUUACACUC